UCAUGUGGCAGGUACAAAUCCAAGCUGCACGGUGCGACAGACUAUUCUGUAGGGCUGGCAGCGGAGAAGAAAUGUGAGCUGGCUGAGGUGAAGGAUGAGAUUCAGAGAAUGAAGAAGGACUUGGGGCAGACCUUGCAGAACCUUGAGGCAGUCACUGAAGAAGCAAGUGUUUGGUGGAGUGAUGUUGAGAAAGCCAUCAGUGGCUUUGAGAAAGACAUGAUCAGCACCAUCUCCAGCAAGAAAGUGAGUAUCGUAGCUUCUGAGAAGCUGAGAAACAUGGAGGAGGAGAACCGUCAGAGGGAUCUGCUGGGAGGGAAGUUGCACUUAAAAAAUUCUGUGCCUAAGGGUUAUAACAAGAAGACGCUGCAGCAGCAGCUCAGGCAGAAGGAGCAGAUGGGACAGACACUCCGUGAGGUACAUUUGCAGCAGCUGCAUGUUAGAAAUGCCCAGUACCAGGAGAAGAUUGAUGAGAAGAAGGAGGAGCUGCUGCAGCUAAAACUGACCUCAGGGAAGACUGGCCAAGUCCUCAACUUGUAUAAAAAGAAGCUGCAGGACGCCAUGGAAACAUCCACGUCUCUGAUGAAAGACAUCUCCCAGAGGAAGGAGCUGCUGGAGAAAAUUGAAAGAGAAGCUGCUCUGGUGGAGGAGCAACGAGCCAAAGCUGAGAGAGUGAAUCGGCAGCUGCGGAAGCAGCUCUCAGACUACAGUGUCCCCCCUGUGCUGAGUUACGUGCAGAAGAAGAUGGCUGUUGCUGACCUCAAAAACAGCCUCCGGGCUUGGGAGAGGAAGGUGGCAGUUGCUGAGAUGUCCUUGCAAAGCUACCGCAGAGCGUGGAACCAGGUCAAGAUGUCUGGUAACCAGCACUAG
This is a messenger RNA of Leptosomus discolor (cuckoo roller), 867 nucleotides long. The record is from RefSeq and is a predicted model, not a curated record. Lineage: Eukaryota; Metazoa; Chordata; Aves; Leptosomiformes; Leptosomidae.